GUUUCCAUUCAGCUCCUGUUCAGUCAUGAGUCAGAACUGCCACACGUAAAAGACAUAAAACCCACAUUUUCUUAUCUUUAUCGCACGCGUUAAUACCGUUUAUGACACUGGUCUCUUGCAGAAUCAGCAGAGAGGACUUUUCCUUUUUACGCACACACACCACAUGCGCGCACACACACACACACCAAGAUACGCUGACAUGGUGUGCAGAAAUGCUAUGCAAGAGCAGCGUGUGCUGCAGAAACACUGUCCACUCCGCAUCACCCUAAAGCCACAUCAUCACCACCACAUCCACAUCGCGUGACGCGGGAGAGCCGCUGCCUCUGCGGGGAUAGCUCUAUAAUCUGCGAAGGUGAGAGGCGCCGGUGCGUUUGUUUUCCGCGAGGAUUGUGAUCGGGUGCGGAGUGAAUGUGGAUGUGCGUGGGGAAGCCUCUCAGGCCAGCAGCACAGGCUUUUUGGAAACCUGCCAUGUGACAUUUGGCUGCCAACGCUCUAUCAGAAGGUCAAAGUGGAGAGAGAGAGUGUGUGUGUGAGGGGGUCCACGGUGCACAUUUCAUGGAAAUGCAGACAACCAAAGCUGCGCACAUUAACGUCCAGCAUCACCACCACCACCACUACGACUUCUUUAGCCAGUCCCUGCGUGAUGUCCGCGCGGUUGUUUGUCAGCAAAUGACGCAAGAGGAAACACUUGCGCGCACGUCUGUCUGCAGGUCAAAGCAGCAAAAGCCCAACUUCACCAUGAGCAAAACCAUUUUCCCCUGGAUGAAGGAGUCCAGACAGUCACAGCAGAAACACGGCAGGAGAAUCUCAGACUGCAUCAUCAACGAGAAGUGCCCAAGCGCGACCCCGGCCUCCAAACGGACGCGCACCGCGUACACGAGCGCGCAACUGGUGGAGCUGGAGAAGGAGUUCCACUUCAGCCGCUACCUGUGCCGGCCACGGCGGGUGGAAAUGGCCAAUCUGCUGAAUCUCCACGAGAGGCAGAUCAAGAUCUGGUUUCAGAACCGGAGGAUGAAGCAGAAGAAGGACGAGAGAGAGCAGGGCCUCACCACCACCACCACCUCCUCACCCCCUUCCUCCCCCUCCGCCCCGGGCAGCCCCACUCUGUCGAGCCUGGGUUAUGUCCAUCUGGGCGGGGAUUACCAGCCGGCCUCUCCUCCGCUCGAGUCCCAGCACCAGCAGCCACAUCAGCCGACAUACCCCGCAGAAUACCCGGCUCCUGGGUUCACGCACGGCCCACAAUUCGAUGUACAGUACAGCACUCACAACAACGCACACACAAAAAACUCGGAUCUGGAUGUGACGGGUUCAUAUUUCCCUCAGAGCUGCACACCUCAGGACAGAAUCAUGCAAGCUCCAAAACUGACUCAUCUGUAGCGGACGUUGAUUUUUAAUUCCUCCUGUCGCCACAAAACACCUUCCCUUUAUUUUAUGGCAGAAAACUGUACCGAUUUGUUUAGAAGCAUGACUUUUUAACGCUUAUUUAACUAAGGAUCUGAAUAUUAGUCCCAAACUAUAUUUAUUUGUAUUUAUUAUAUAUAUUGUUCCUCUUGGGCAUUGUUGUGUUAACUUUAACGCGUGAGCCUCCUUUAAACAUUCGUUCAGAAAUGCUAUAAUCCAGCUCUGUGUGGCUUAAAUAAAACUUAUGUGUUGUCGUUUAGGCAAUAUAAAUAAAAACGACUCUCAAGAGUAAAUAUUCACUCUAGAGCGUGUGCACAAUA
Molecule: messenger RNA, 1721 nt
Organism: Solea solea (common sole)
Lineage: Eukaryota; Metazoa; Chordata; Actinopteri; Pleuronectiformes; Soleidae
Product: homeobox protein Hox-A3-like
Exons: 3
Coding region: 556-1377 (273 amino acids)
Biological process (GO): regulation of transcription by RNA polymerase II
Cellular component (GO): nucleus
Molecular function (GO): RNA polymerase II cis-regulatory region sequence-specific DNA binding; DNA-binding transcription factor activity, RNA polymerase II-specific
Source: RefSeq, a predicted model, not a curated record